GUCCACUCAUCUCUUUCUGCAACCACUCACACGAUAUCAACUCACGCUCUUUCACGCUCGUCUAUACGAACAGUUAUUUCCUUUCGUCUCAAGAUAAAUUACUUACCAUGAGGAUCAAGGUUAAGACUCUGACAGGGCGAGAGAUCGAGCUCGACAUCGACGAAGAAGACCAGGUUAGCCGCAUAAAGGAGAAAGUUGAAGAACAGUCUGGUGUACCGCCGCAACAACAACGUCUUAUCCAUGGUGGUCGACAAAUGCAAGAUGAGAAGACCGCAUCAGAAGUAGGAGUUAAGCCAGGAGACGUCCUUCACCUCGUCCUUGCGCUGCGUGGCGGUGCUAAAUGCUGACUCGCAUCCAUCACAACCCGCCUUUGUUGACUAACUUGACUUGUCACUUGUUGCUGCUUGGCAUGGGAGAAGGAUGCACAUCUGUAUUAGGAGUAUUAGAGGGUAUCGAGUCACUAUUAUCACAUGUGCCGAAUUACAAGUGAAGUGUAUCCAUAUUGUGUCACUGACAUUGAAUGUGUAUGAUUGUUGUCUCC
This is a messenger RNA of Fomitiporia mediterranea MF3/22, 541 nucleotides long. Its product is annotated as ubiquitin. Lineage: Eukaryota; Fungi; Basidiomycota; Agaricomycetes; Hymenochaetales; Hymenochaetaceae. Gene Ontology annotation, molecular function: ubiquitin protein ligase binding; protein tag activity. The record is from RefSeq and is a predicted model, not a curated record. Gene Ontology annotation, cellular component: nucleus; cytoplasm. The coding region runs from base 108 to 347 and encodes 79 amino acids. Gene Ontology annotation, biological process: modification-dependent protein catabolic process; protein neddylation; regulation of proteolysis. The transcript is spliced from 5 exons.